CAUUAUUCUCUCUCUCUCUCUCUCUAUCUCUCUCUCUUUGUGUUAAGAUAAAGAUGGAAUGCUUCGUGGUUACAGAGGUCAGCCAUCCCCAAACUAAGAUUAGGAGUACAGUUGGCGUUACCAUGAGUGCUUCGUCGCGUCUCCUCGCUGCCUGUACAUGUCUUCUGGUUGGCGUCCUGGCCAGGUACGACCCAUCAUGGGAUUCCUUAGACACCAGACCUCUUCCGCAAUGGUACGAUGAUGCUAAAAUUGGGAUCUUUAUUCACUGGGGUGUCUUUUCUGUCCCUUCCUUCGGUUCGGAAUGGUUCUGGGAACUCUGGAAGAAGGCUGAAAACCCUUACUACGUCAACUUCAUGAAAGAGAACUAUCCUCCCAACUUCUCCUAUCAAGACUUCGCAUCCCAGUUCACAGCAGAGUUCUUUGACCCAGAAGAAUGGACGGAGGUUUUCAAUGCUUCAGGGGCUCAGUACAUCGUGCUUACCAGCAAGCAUGUUGAAGGCUACACUCUUUGGCCUUCAUCAAAUUCUUGGAACUGGAAUAGUAUGGAUGUUGGGCCAAAUCGAGAUUUGGUCGGUGAUUUGGUCAGUACACUGAGAAGAAAAGCUCCUCAUAUCCACUUCGGCCUGUAUCACUCGCUCUACGAGUGGUUCAAUCCUCUAUACCUGGAAGAUAAAGCCAAUCUGUUCCAAACCAACGACUUUGUCGUCUCGAAAACGUUGCCCGAACUCUAUGACAUUGUCAAUACCUACAGACCCGAAAUCAUUUGGUCCGAUGGUGACGCCGAGGCUCCGGACUGGUAUUGGAACACGACGAUUUUCCUGGCAUGGCUCUUCAACGACUCUCCCGUCAAGGAGACGGUGGUUGUCAACGACCGUUGGGGCAUGGAUAUCCACUGCCACCAUGGCUCUUUCUACACCUGUCACGACAAAUACAACCCAGGUACAGUGCAACCAUUCAAGUGGGAGAACUGUAUGCCAAUGGACAAGGGGUCUUGGGGUUACAGGAGAAACGCACCUCUCACUGACUACCUAACCAUUCAGGAAAUCAUCACACAAGUGGCUGAGACGAUCAGCUGUGGAGGAAACAUCCUACUCAACAUAGGACCGACGAGGGACGGCCGUCUCCCGCCCAUCAUGGAAGAGAGACUGAGGCAACUCGGGGCGUGGCUUGGGACGAACGGGGGCGCCAUCUACGGGUCCCGCCCUUGGGUGCACCAGAAUGACUCCGUGACUCCGGGUGUUUGGUUUACUGCCAAACCGGGAGUGACUUACGCCAUAGUCCUCAGCUGGCCUAAGAAUCACAGCCUGCUUCUGGCGUCUGUUGCACCAACUGAACGCACCAAGAUUUUCCUCUACGGUUAUGACGACAUGCUGGAGUUCAAGCCUGGUUCGAAAGGGAUGACCGUCGUCUUCCCAGACAUGGCGGAGGUUAAAGGCCAAUGGGCCUGGGUGCUGAAAAUGACAGGGGUCAAUCCUGCGGCGCCACGGCGCUGACAAAGCUGAAUGUGGUCCCAGUCAUCUUUGUGUGAACAUAAUAAAUUGAAGUCAUAAAAGUCUAAA
Messenger RNA from Macrobrachium nipponense, 1559 nucleotides. Its product is annotated as alpha-L-fucosidase-like. NCBI's taxonomy places the organism in Eukaryota, Metazoa, Arthropoda, Malacostraca, Decapoda, Palaemonidae. Gene Ontology annotation, molecular function: alpha-L-fucosidase activity. Gene Ontology annotation, cellular component: lysosome. The coding region runs from base 54 to 1493 and encodes 479 amino acids. The record is from RefSeq and is a predicted model, not a curated record. The transcript has 9 exons. Gene Ontology annotation, biological process: glycoside catabolic process; fucose metabolic process.